GUUACCGUCCGAUGGUGACGGGUAAAAAAACGGUACCGUCUUCCGAACCCUGGGGGCUCUGCAGCCCGCCAAACGAAAACGAUGAUGUGGCAAUGGCAUCCUUCUCCUUCUGCAGUUACCGUCGCCGCUGCUCGCUGCUUCUUCACUUCCUCGACUACCACUUUAAAACCCUAUUGCUUCUCCUCCUCUGCCAACUCAACCCUUCUUUGUAACCUCGUCUCCGUUUCCCCUCCGCAAGUUCCAAUGUCGACGAUAGACGAAGCCGACGUCGGAAUCCUCUGCUACAUCUCCAAAACCCCCGGAUUCCGGGGCAUUCUCAAGCAAAGGUAUGCUGAUUUCAUUGUGAAUGAAGUUGACACUGAAGGAAAUGUGGUUCAUUUGACCUCUUUGGACGCUCCUGCUCAAGAGGUAGUGGAGGAAACCGAGACGAAGAAAAGUGAUCAAGUGACAAAAGAGAGUUACGAGUCUGAAAUUCAGGCCUUCCGAUUACUCGCUGGGGAAUCUGAUGGUGAUCUUUUGGAGGGUUUGAUCAAUCAAGUUAAUUCUGGAAGUGAAGAUGGAAUUCCGCCUAUUGUACUAUCUCCGGAUACAGAUAAAGGCCAUAGAACGGCAGUGCAUAAUUUCUUCAAGGAGAAGUUAAAGUUCCUUGUCACUGAUACUGUCGACGGACCGGAUGCUUCAUCGAAAUGCAUUCGUGUGAGGUUGAAUUCUGGGGGUGGAGGCAAUAAUAGUGGAAGAAGUUCUAGGAAACGGAAAGAAAGAUGCGAUAAGGCCUUCGACAGUAGAGGUUCCAAAAGUUGGCCAGACCAUGUUGGCAAGUUUCUAAGGUUUCAUCUGUACAAGGAGAACAAAGACACACAGGAGGCGAUUGGUCUCCUAGGAAAGAUGCUUGGCAUUAAGCCAAGGGCAUUCGGGUUUUCAGGAACCAAAGAUAAACGAGCUAUCACCACUCAAAGGGUAACCGUCUUCAAGCAGCAAGCGACUAGAGUAGCUGCUCUGAACGACCGAUUGAUUGGUAUAAAAGUGGGUGACUUCUGCUAUGUCAAUGAGGAACUUCUUCUCGGACAGCUCUCAGGCAACAGGUUCACAAUCACAUUAAGAGGAGUUGUUGCAGAUUGCGAAGAGACCAUCAAAGCAUCUGCUGAAUCUUUGGGGUUGCAUGGGUUCAUCAACUAUUUCGGUCUGCAGCGUUUUGGAAGUGGUUCUGUAGCAACGCAUCUUGUUGGUGCAGCUUUGCUUCGUGGAGAGUGGAAAACAGCCGUAAGCUUGAUCCUUGAUCCAAGAGAAGGAGAUAUCCUUUUUCACAUUAGAGCCUAUGUUUUUCUUGACUUGAAUCUUUCAAUACAAAGAGAUGCAGUAAGAAUGGUGAGGGAAUAUUACAAGGAAAGCAAUGACAUUGAUGGAACCUUAAGGCAAUUGCCGCGCUAUAUGGUAGCCGAGAGGGCCAUUCUCCAAUGUUUGAAGAAAGCUCCCGGGAAUUACUCCCAGGCCAUGAAAGCUAUACCGAGGACUUUGAGAAUGAUGUAUGUGCACAGUUACCAAAGCUAUUUGUGGAACCAUGCUGCAAGCAUGAGGUUCCAAAAAUAUGGAAGGCAAGUUGUUGUGGGAGACUUGGUAUACCCGAUAGAUGAUGUAACAGAAAAGGAUACUAUUGUUGCUGCUACCUCUGAAUGUACGGUUGAACCUGAGGAAAUCGAUAAUUGCAGUUAUUUAGAUGAAGCUUCAGCAAUAGAACUUCCUGAGAAAAAAAACCUCCGUGCUAAGGUUGUUACUGCAGAAGACAUCAUUGCUGGGAAAUAUGCUAUUGAUGACAUCAUCCUUCCAAUGCCUGGGUCUAGAACAAUUUUUCCCGCCAAUGACAUCUCUGAUGUCUAUCAUGAUUCGGCUAAGAAGGAUGGUGUGAAUUUAACCGAAAGUGUGCAUAACGUCAAGGAAUUCUCGAUAGCCAGCAUGACUGGAAGCUAUAGGCAAGUUUUUCACAAGCCGAGGGACUUCGAGUGGCAACUGCUCAAAUACACCGAUGCUAAUGCACCAUUAGCAGAGACCGACAUGGACAGAAUUGGCAUGGAUAAAGCUGAAUGUCCUAACGAAGUCAAAGAGGAAGAUAUCGAGGUGCAUCUUGUUGAAGCUAACAGUGGAGAAGGGGACGAGCCAGUGGAAACUGAAGAAGAAGCUCCUGGUGACCUUGAUACACAGGAAACGCAAUUAGCUCUGAAGUUAAGCUUCACUCUUCCAGCUUCAUGCUAUGCUACUAUGGCCAUUCGAGAGCUUCUGAAAACCUCAACAUCGGUUGCCUUCCACAAAACUCUGAAUUAGAGAGCUAUAUGAUCCCAUUAGACACAGUCUGGCUCAGAGAGAUUACUGAAAGAAAAUGACAACCGUACAGUGGAUUGCGUGGAAUGUGUCACUUUAAAUUAGACGAUAAGUGAAAACGGAACAAAGCUUGAUAGCAGCGAAUUUUCAAGAGAUUCCGUUACUAAUUCUACAGUAUCGCUGAUCUUCGCCUUGUUCUUCCCUUUCCUCUCUGUCGGAACUUUUAACGACGAUUUUUCUUUUUGUGGCUCCAUAAGUUAUACGAUUUGUGCUCUUUUUAGUGACAACCCGACCCCGUCCCAGAGUCAGAACAUGUUCAAGUGCGGCUCGCAGGCAACGAGAAUUUCUCUGUCGCCGUCGCAACAAUACUCUUCACCACCCUGUGAUGGCGGCGCCACGGUCGACCGAUACAGCUUGAUGAACCACUGCUCCUGGACUUCACCAACGGGCACCCUUUUCGACUGUGCAGCCGACGAUGAGAACCCGAGACGAGGAAUCUCACUCUGCACGCUGUUCGUUCCAUCGCUAGACGGCGACCGCCUUGUGUUCGACGAAAUGCUCCUACGAGGUCUCUGCCUCGGCUCACUGUGAGACCUCGACUUCGCCCUGGACGACUGCGUCUUCCCCAUGUAGCUCGGCUCCAGGAACGAAUCCUGUCCUGACGAGACGCCCUGUUGAGAAGCUCUGUAAUGGCGGGUUGUUGCAG
Linum tenue is the source of this 3019-nucleotide messenger RNA. Lineage: Eukaryota; Viridiplantae; Streptophyta; Magnoliopsida; Malpighiales; Linaceae. The record is from the annotation of a GenBank genome assembly.